Condylura cristata (star-nosed mole) is the source of this 1949-nucleotide messenger RNA. RefSeq names its product hydroxysteroid (17-beta) dehydrogenase 12 (gene HSD17B12). The coding region runs from base 99 to 1037 and encodes 312 amino acids. NCBI's taxonomy places the organism in Eukaryota, Metazoa, Chordata, Mammalia, Eulipotyphla, Talpidae. The record is from RefSeq and is a predicted model, not a curated record. The transcript has 11 exons. Gene Ontology annotation, cellular component: endoplasmic reticulum. Gene Ontology annotation, molecular function: oxidoreductase activity.
UAUUAGUGUCGUCCUCACCGUCACGGCCAGCGCCUCUUCCUGGAUUCAUUCAUUUUUUUUUUCCAAUUCACGGAGGUAGUGAGGCCGGGUUGAAAGCCAUGGAGAGCGUUCUUCCUGCUGCCGGCUUUCUCUACUGGGUAGGAGCAGGCACCGUGGCCUACCUGGCCUUGCGCGUGUCGUGCUCGCUCUUCUCGGCCCUUCGGGUCUGGGUUUUGGAUCACGAGGUGGGGGUCGGACCCAAGCUGGGAGAAUGGGCAGUUGUCACGGGUAGCACUGAUGGAAUUGGAAAAUCAUAUGCGGAACAGUUAGCAAAGCGUGGAAUGAAGAUUGUCCUUAUCAGCAGAUCACAGGAUAAGCUGAACCAGGUUUCCAGUGAAAUAAGAGAAAAAUUCAAGGUGGACACAAAGACCAUUGCAGUUGACUUUACCUCAGAAGAUAUUUAUGAUAAAAUUAAAACAAGCUUGGCAGGCCUUCAGAUCGGUGUUUUAGUGAACAAUGUGGGGAUGUCAUAUGAGUAUCCUGAAUACUUUUUGGACAUUCCUGACUUGGACAAUACCAUCAAGAAACUGAUAAAUAUUAAUGUUCUUUCUGUUUGCAAGAUGACAAGCUUGGUGCUGCCGGGCAUGGUAGAAAGAUCUAAAGGGGCGAUUCUGAACAUCUCCUCUGCGAGUGGCCAAUACCCGGUCCCGCUGCUCACCAUUUACUCUGCAACCAAGGCUUUUGUAGAUUUCUUCUCGCAGUGCCUCCACGAGGAGUAUAAGAGCAAGGGCAUCUUAGUGCAGUGUGUCCUGCCAUUCUACGUAGCUACGAAACUGGCCAAAAUCCGAAAGCCGACUUUGGAUAAGCCUUCUUCAGACACGUUUGUGCAAGCCGCAGUUAAAACCGUGGGCCUGCAGUCCCGGACCAACGGAUACCCGAUCCAUUCUUUUCUAAGCACCAUGAUCUCACUCAUACCUUCUUGGAUGUAUUUCAACAUGACCAUGUCUUUAAACAAGUCCACGCGGGCUCGCUAUCUGAAAAAAGCCAAGAAGAACUAAGCAUGGAUACCAGCACUCAGUGACUUGACCAGAGGCUCCAGCUACUGUGUGUCCUUGGCGAGGCGCCCCUCUCCCCCACCUUCAAAACCUAUGUUGUCAUUUUAAUAGUUACUAAUAAGAUUCAUGUUAUAAAUGGGAGGAAAGCAGGAGUGGCUUUCUAGAGUUUCUCUCACAUACUCUGGAUACUACUAGGAGUUAUCUUGAAGUUUGAUAUUACAUGCAAAUAGCAUAUGAUUAUAGAACAAAUAACAAGAACAGCUUACUAGAAGGAUUCCGAUCGUAGUAAAACACAGAAUAAUAGUCAGAAAUAAUGCUCAACAAUUUCCCCUGAUCCAAAUGCCAAUAAUUGUAUUUUCUCUAAAACCUACUUUAAAAAGUUAUUAUCAACUACUUGUUUUAACACUUAGAGGGAGCUGAGAUGAAUUGAUUGGCUGUGGGCGGGAGCACUGUGAUUUGCUAGUCCUCUGGCAGGAUGUUUUAUAAGUAUGUCCCAGUUCGUAUACGUAUUGGCCAUUAUUCGUUCUCAAAAGUAGUUUAUGACAUAGAAAUAAAUUAAGAAGUAGUUAGUUUUUGACACAUGAAACCCACUCAGACAUGCUUUCCUUUAAUACAUCUUCCUUCCCAGUUGAAAUGUAUGGAAAUCUUGACAACGGUGUGGGAUGAUUUAUAAAGGUGAAUGCACCAAAUGUCCAUUGAGAAGGGCAGCUACUUGGGGCCCCUCUUAGGAAACCCUGACCCAGAAAAGUGGACCCCAGCAUUCUUUUGCCUCCGCACCAGUAGAGCCCCCACAUGUCAUAAUGGGCUACUCCUAGAACAGAAAUGCUAGCAGAGAAAAAGGAUUAUACUUUUAAAUCAGCAUCCCCCUUACAUGUAUCCAUUUAACUAAUCUUAAUAAAAGAUGAUAUAACCAUG